Messenger RNA from Diaporthe citri, 1104 nucleotides. RefSeq lists its product as uncharacterized. The record is from RefSeq and is a predicted model, not a curated record. The coding region runs from base 1 to 1104 and encodes 367 amino acids. Lineage: Eukaryota; Fungi; Ascomycota; Sordariomycetes; Diaporthales; Diaporthaceae. The transcript is spliced from 3 exons.
AUGGAUGCCCCGAGUCGCAACCGGCCCAGUCUCGAAAUCAAAACGGACUACGCAGGACCUGUCGAGACGCACCUGCGUCCCAUACAGCCCUCGACCCCUGGCUAUGAUGUGUCUAUGAGGCAGCAUGAGAGAGCCAUGGUAGAGCGCCUCGACUCCCGGGGCGGAUUGAGCAGGUCACUGUCUCCCGUCGCAGAGCAGUCGAUGUCAGCGAGGGUCAACCUGCUGACAAUGGAGAGUCCAAUGCGGUCAAGGACACCGGUAUUUCCUCCCACAGCGCCCAACACGCCAAUGCUGGCCUCUCCAUCGACGCAUAGGCGGCAGAGCAUGGCGCAGGAGGCCAGGUCGAUACUGUUGUCGGGCAUGUCCCCAUCACAAGCCAGCAGCGUGGGUGCCGUGGCCAACAGGAAGCUCUCAGCGCCGGCCGAGGUUAUCCAGAAGCAACAGAGGCCGACCAUGGCACUCCUCGAUCCAGGCAUGCUCCAUGCCUGGGGCCAUGUGUAUCUUGGUGAUCUCACCAAGGCGGACGUCCUUGUGGCGCCGGCCGCCCUGCGCCGCCUGAGUGGGACCGAGCAGCCUGACAGCGCCGGCGAGCGCAACGGCCACUCAGAUCGCAUCGCCAUCAGGGCUCGCGUGCGACCCAAGGGGAGGGAGCGCAAGCCGUUCCUGAUUGAGCGAAGCUUAGACAUGAGCGUGCUGAGGGCCGUGGUGACUUCAGCAGCCACGCCUGUGCGCUCGCCACGCCGCCAGGCGGUAGCCCCUUUGUCCCCCGACACCGUCAGCUCUCCACGCCUACCAGCAUCGCCCCUAGCCGCGAGCCGGCGCCGGUCUUCCGUGACCUCGUCCAGUCCGCUGUCGUCUCGGGCCAGCCAUCAGCAAAGGGGCGGCUCGAGGGAGAUGCCAAUCCAUCUCCCUUAUGCUCGGACCUACCUGCCAGCAUUAGCAGCUCUCAUGCUCUCGGGCCAUGUCAAGACUGGCGACACGAUAGACCUGCCGAUGCCCCAUCCAGAAGCCUGGACUCAGACCGUGGCCUACUCGUACACUGGCAGGGGCGAGCUGACUGAGGCAAUAAAGCAGAACAUCUUACACCUGGGAGGAGCGGUGUAG